GGCGGGUCCGCUUGGCUUCAGCGUCAGCGUCGCUCCCGCGCUGGGGCGCUAGGCCGGCUUUUCUCCGCGGGCCGCAGUUAAGUGUCGGCGGCGAGGGGCGCGCGAAGGGCCGCCAGCCGCGCGGCGUCGGCCGUGGCGUCGGGGUCGUUGUGUCGUGACAACGACUCCCGUAGCCGUCUCCGCGACAGCACGUGCGGCCGCUUUAGCCCCAGGCGGGCUCAGCGGCUGCCUGGCGAGUCUGUGCUCGCGCCCAGCCCUUUCCUUCCUGGACCCAGCGCCAAGCAGCGACGCUGAGCCGACCGGCGGAGCGGCGGGCAAUGGCGGCCUCGACGGCCUCGCAUCGGCCCAUCAAGGGGAUCCUGAAAAACAAGAGUUCUACGACUUCCUCUGUGGUGGCCUCGGCCGAGCAGCCCGGCAGGAGUGUCGACGAAGAGCUGAGUAAAAAAUCCCAGAAGUGGGACGAAAUGAACAUCCUGGCGACAUAUCAUCCAGCAGACAAAGACUAUGGUUUAAUGAAAAUAGAUGAACCUAGCACUCCUUACCAUAGUAUGGUAGGUGAUGAUGAAGAUGCAUUGAGUGAUUCAGAAGCCACUGAAGCCCUGACCCCAGAUAUCUUAGCUAAGAAAUUAGCUGCUGCUGAAGGCUCAGAGCCAAAGUAUCGGGUUCAUGAACAAGCAAGCAGUGAAGAUGAGGAUAGUGACCUCUCACCUGAAGAACAAGGUAAAAAAAAGCGACAGUUUGAAAUGAAAAGGAAGCUUCACUACAAUGAAGGACUGAAUAUUAAAUUAGCUAGACAAUUAAUUUCAAAAGACCUACAUGAUGAUGAGGAAGAUGAAGAAAUGUCAGAGACUGCAGCCGAAGAAAGCAUGAACAUGGAAGAGUCAAAUCAAGGAUCUGCUGCAAGUGACCAACUGCAAAACAAAUCACAGAGUUCAUAGAAAAGAUUUGUUCAACACUGUAAUUGUCAGAUACAGACCCUGUUACUAUAAUACACUGCUUCUUGUUCUCAACAAUUCAUGACUUAAGUACCAAAAUGCAUACCAGUUAUUAUAUAUUGCCAAGAAUUAAAUGACUUUCAAGACUAA
Messenger RNA from Ailuropoda melanoleuca (giant panda), 1085 nucleotides. It is a transcript of the gene PPP1R2, whose product is annotated as protein phosphatase 1 regulatory inhibitor subunit 2. The transcript is spliced from 6 exons. Gene Ontology annotation, biological process: regulation of signal transduction. Gene Ontology annotation, molecular function: protein phosphatase inhibitor activity. Lineage: Eukaryota; Metazoa; Chordata; Mammalia; Carnivora; Ursidae. The coding region runs from base 318 to 938 and encodes 206 amino acids. The record is from RefSeq and is a predicted model, not a curated record.